Molecule: messenger RNA, 1608 nt
Organism: Coffea eugenioides
Lineage: Eukaryota; Viridiplantae; Streptophyta; Magnoliopsida; Gentianales; Rubiaceae
Product: probable disease resistance protein At5g63020
Exons: 3
Coding region: 67-1512 (481 amino acids)
Biological process (GO): defense response to other organism
Molecular function (GO): ADP binding
Source: RefSeq, a predicted model, not a curated record
CGGAUUUUUGAAUCCUGACUACAGAUCCAUCUAGGCUACACACCACUCUUAGUUUAGAUAAGAAAAAUGCUCAAGACAGUUUUGAACGUGUUGCUGGGAAUUAUAGCAAAUCUUGGCAUAGAGUGGAUGCGCAGUUACUCAGGCCUUGACGCAAAGAUGAAGACUCUAGAAAGAAGAAUUGGUGUGCUGACCAAAAAAGCACGUGACAUACACAUGACAAUAAGACAUGAGCAAGACCUACAUUCAGGAUAUAAAAGAAAGAGGGAAGUUGGGGAUUGGUUGAAAAAUGUAAAAAGAAAGAAAAUGAAAUACCAAAGCCUGAAAAGAGAUUACCAGAGGAGACCAUUUCGUUCGCGUAUUUCAUUGGCACAGUACGUUGAUGCAAUGAUUCAGGAGGCAUCAGAUCUUCUUGAACAAGGGUCAUUUUGCAGUGGCUAUAUGAUUACUGUCCGUGAGGAGAGCAAGCCCUUGGUAACAGAAGAGCUGAUAGGCCAAUCAGUUCAACAAAAUUUGACAGACACACGGGCUUUGUUAAUGGAUGACAAGGUUUCAUGCAUUGGGAUCUAUGGUAUGCCUGGAGUAGGCAAGACAGCUGUAGCAAGUCAUAUCCAUAACCAGCUAUUAAAAGAAGACAAAUUUUUGAAGCAUGUAUAUUGGUUCAGUGAUGCUAAUUCUGAAGUCUCCAAAUUGCAGGACGACUUGGCGACAGUCUUGCGUCUCGAUCUCCCAAACAUGGAUGUUGGUGAUGAUAGGAGGGCAGCCAAAUUAUCCUCGGCAUUAGAGAGGAAGAACAAGUUUGUGAUCAUACUUGACGGUUUAUUGACGCCUAUUGAUGUCGGAACGGUAGGAAUUCCUCUAGGAAAAGAAGGGAGGAAGUUGAUUGUGGUUAGUCGAUCAUUGGAUGUAUGCAACAAAACGGGAUGCCAAAAGGAAAUUAAGGUGGAACCUCUUUCUGCCGAUGAAGGUCGGAUGCUGUUUAUGGAGAAACUUCGUAGUAGGGACCAAGAGCUCCCACCAGAUGUCCUAGAGAUUUCCAGGUCUAUUUCAGAAAAGUACGGAGGUUUGCCGCUUGGGAUCAUCGCUAAGGCGAGAAGCAUGAUAGGGGCUAAUGACAUUCGUGAGUGGAGAGAUGCAUUGGCAGAGAUGGAAGAACGACCAGAUGGCAAGGUUUUUGAGGUAAUGAAAAGCAGUUUUUAUGGCUUGAGAAAUGAAAGGUGGAAGACCAGCUUCUUGCAUUGCUCUAUCCUCUUGAAAGAUGAAACAGUUCCAAGGGAUGAAGUAGUUAGAGGGCUCAUCUCGAAAGGAUUUCUAGACAGAAGAUGCAGAGAAGCAAAGCUUGAUCAGGGUCAUACCAUACUCAAAGCACUCGAGAAGGCUUGUUUACUGGAUUGUGUUGUGAAUGAUGGAGUGGAUUGCUUGAAGAUGCAUCCUUUGAUGAGAGACAUGGCCACUGAGAUAAUGAAGAGUGAUCCAACCUACAUGACAUAUCAACAGAAUGCCAUAUCCCAGUGACCAUGCUAUGCUGUUAAUCGGUUGGAGUUGGACAAGCGAAAACGUUCCUGGAGGUUCAACUCAGAAGCCAGAAAUUUGCUCUUUCGACCUUGUCGA